CGGAGGAGCGGCGUGGCGUUGUGUGCUGCCGCCAGCGGCAACAACCAACGAGCGAGGGCCUUGGCCCGCUUGCGAGCGGGGGGCGAGCGCCGGUUCCCCUGACCUGCUUCCCUUCUCCCCGCCACCCGAAACUGGGUCAUGGAGCACGCACACACACACGCGCGCGCACGCUCCCCAAGUGCGCUCUCGCUCUCUCUGGGUGCCUGGCGGCUGCUCGCGAAACGGCCCGGCUGCUGCCAGAAAAAGAUCUGCCGCGCGCCUCACCGCUUCUUCGAUGGCGGCCGGCUUUGGCCCACCCCUGAUCGUUACGUGAACGUGCGCGUCUCCAUUCAAUCGGGACCGCGAGAUCGUUCGGCAAAUUUGAUUUUUUCCCCGGUAAUUCCGCCGUCGUCGAACGCGAGUCUUCAAGCACCGGAGUGAAUUUUCGUGCUAAAGCAACUGCCCCGUCGUCUGCUAAAACUCUUGCCGGCGUGCGUCCGUCGGCAAAGCGGCGAGCGUGUGUCGUCUGCUACGACGCCGGCGUGUGUGUGUGUCGUCUGCUAGCAGCGUGUGCUUGCACCUGUGAUCGUCUGCAAUCUUCAACGCCGCAACGUGUUUUUCCUGACGAGAAUCUGUGCGGAAUUUUACUAAAAACCAUACUUUGUGCAGCAACGACGUCGUCAUCGUCCGUCCGUGGAACUAAAGGAAGUUCGUCUGCUGCCGCAAGGUGGUCCGCACCCGCAUGUCUGCUUCGAGAAUCUUCCGAAGAUCGUGAUCCCGCUGUGGUUGAAGCGUCAGAAAACGAAUAGUUUUGUCGGCGUUUGGCACGUGGCGUUCGGUGAAGAGAUGUACUUAAGGUACCGUUUCGAAAGUGAACACUUCGAUGUUAACGGUUGAAAGCCGGAGGAGAAAACUGAAUGUACUCCGAAAGUGUGUCUGUGGUACUCGCGAAACAUGUGAAGUGCUAAAGACAGGGAACAGAACCGACAGCACCUAGUCGUCGUAGCGAUAUACACUUCGUGGCUACCAUUUUCGAUUUGCAUCGUGGUGCUUCUCUGAGGAUUUGAGCACCAGUACUUUUUUCCCUUUGUUAUCCUCUUCGUGUGUUCAUCGACUCUUCUUAUUUAAGCCGAUGGGCCUCUGCCAUGAUGGUCACUGAAGGAGAGCCCAUCGCCAAGCAGCCCCGUCCGGGCGAGUGGCUCUGCUCGAUGGCGGCGGUUGCCGCGUCGGCGGCCGCAGCCGUGGACCUUCGCUCCCGCGAGCCACUGUUCCCGACGCGCAAGCAGCGCGAGUUCAUACCGGACAACAAGAAGGACGACACCUACUGGGACCGGCGGCGACGGAACAACGAGGCCGCCAAGCGGUCGCGAGAGAAGCGGCGCCUCAACGACAUGGUCUUGGAAACGCGGGUCCUCGAGCUGGCCAAGGAGAACGCCGUGCUACGAGCUGAACUCGCAGCGCUUAGCGCUCAAAAUUCUCCCCAACUUUACGUCUCUCCCCUCAGGGAUAAAUUCGGCAUUCGCGGCUCGCUCGUGGUCGAGCAACAAGCCCAGCAACACCACGCCGACAUAGCGGUCCCAGUUCCAGUGCCGGCCGCGGCCGCGGCGGGCCUCACCGACCUGCGCGGCCGACGGAACAAGCUGCUAUCCGCGCUACUACCGGCGCUGGUACCGCCGUCGCCGACUUCCGCUUCAACUACCCAGCCACUCGCAACCUCGCCCUCACCUUACGCGGCCGCGUCUCUGGCACAGCAGGCGCAGCAAGCGCAACAGCAGCAACAGCAACAGCAGUUGCAGCCGCACCAGAAUCACCUCCUGAGCCAGAGUCAGAACCACCUGCACCACCACCACCAGCAGCUGAGCCAGCAGCUCAACGGCCAGCACCCGCCGGCGCUCCUGUGCGCCGCGCCCACGCCGGCCCUGGAAGACCACAGGACGGCAGCGACGGACCAGGAGUCGUCGCCCCUGUCUUCGGGUUCGUGGUCAUCGGCGGAAGACAGUCCCCCGGCGCACCACUUCUGCCUACCGCACAAGCUGAGGCACAAGUGGCACAUCAGCGGCACGGAGGGCGGCGUGGCCCCGCCGGGCGGCGCGGCCGUCGUCAUCACCGCCGCCGCCAUGGUGUCCGGAAACGGGAACGCCGGGAGCAACGGCAGCGGAGGCGGCUCGUCGUCUCCCGAGCUCCGCUCCUCGUCGUCGUCGUUCCACGGCCGAGAGGACACCGCCUCGUCGGACGGGGACAGCGGCGCGUCCAGCACGGACGCCCCGUCGCCGCGCCGUGACGAGUCCUCGUCGCGCAAGAGCCGCAACGGCUCGUCCUCGGGGCAUCACCACCACCACCACCACCACAGGUCAGCGCAUUCGCGGUUAGACCUGCAGACGGAGAACUUCCAGCUGCGCUCCGAGAUGCAGCGGCUCGCGGCCGAGGUUGCCAACCUGCGAGACAUGAUGAUGAGCGGCGGACCCUCGCCUCAUAACGGAGCGCCGCCCCCACCGCACCUGCACCCUCUGCAGGCGGGGCACGGAAACGGCACCGCGGGCGAGCACCACGGUCCCGACCACCCGCCGCACCUACAACCGCCGCCGCACCUCCAGCACCUGCAGUCGAUGGCGCAGGUGGCGCCACCACCGCCGCUCAGGCACCACCACAGCCACAACGGAACCAACGGACGCGGCGCGGACGAGAAUGGCUCGUCCUCCGGCGGGGUCGGCAACGGCUCCUCGACGCCAACAAUGAACGGUUCCAGUCGCGAGGACAACCCCAGCCACUGACGGAACAGACAAUUUCGUCCACACGAAGAAAGGCCAAGGUGUUCUCGCUUGUCGCCACCCUGUUCAUUUCCAUCGCGCGCCGCCGUCUCGUGAAAUGCGAAGUAGAGAAAGAGGAACUGCGUGUGCGCAGAGGCGGUGCCUGUACGGCCGUCACCUCUCGGCGCCGCUGGUGCGUCACGCAGCACGACCGAAACGCCUGCCCGCCAUCCUCCCCGGUUUCGUCAUCCCCUUACAAGUGUGCCUGGUGCAGCUAUGCCACGCCGCCGAAAAGCAAGGACUGGACUGCGCAUGAGUAGCGAAGCUUGUCACGUGAUGCCAUCUCUUCGUGCGCCGCGAAUGAAAAACUAAGAUUGUCCGCGUGCAUGCGCGUCUGUGUGUGUGUGCAAGAUUUCCUCCACUGACUGCCCGGUGCAUUGUUGAACCGACUAUGCUGUGGUCCUCAACAGGAAUGGACAAACUGCUCGUGCGCACUGACACCCUGCUACGUCACGCGUCAAAGCGGGCGCGACGUUUCGUCCGCGCCCACGUCAACGUGUUGUCCUUCUGGCUGGCUGGCUGGCUGUCUGGCCAGGCCACCGGUCUCCAUCAUAAUGUCCCGCGAUUAGUGGACAGCUGGCCUGCAAUCCUGCGCGCCUCUUCCACAUCGAUGAGUCCCCAAAAAUACACAUUUAAAAAAGUCAGCGUCCCGCCUGUUUGUCUGUCGGCUCUUGGUCGCCGUCGGCAGCUGCGCCACGACAUCGGCUGAAACAAGCAACAGUCACUUUCUGGUCCUUCACCUUGAUACGGCGCAGAAAAGACUCGCACUGGACUGUGCGCGUGCCGCUAGUUACUGCUUAUUCCGACGUCACCGGAAGAAGGCCGAAUCUUCUGUCAGCGCCACUGCGUCGCCUGUUUUUGGUUCGUCCGCUAGUGCUUGGCGCGACGGACAUGGUGCUACAAUGACCGGCCAGCGGCCCUCCUUACGCCCGCUGUGUCGGUGCUUCGACCUAGUGAUGUCAUGUCGACGGUGUCUACGUCAUCUGCGCGCACCUUUGGAGCGUGCACGCACCAUCAUCACUUCCAGUGGUGGUGGUGGAAGCAAGCAGGGUUUUGUAGCUACAGAAGGUUUCUUUUUAAUAUAUAUAUUUUUUUCAUUCCCGCCCGCUACCACGACACGUUUGUACGUCCUUGUCACACAUGGAGUUAUGUCAUUAUACUGUGCAGCUCGCCGCUGUGUCAUGAAAGCACUUGAAAUCGCAUGGAUACAAAAUUGCCGUAGAAAAUUUCUACACCCUAAAAACAAGUUUACGCCCUUCGGAGAGUAUCUUGUACCCAAACAAUAGUGAUCUGUUUUGCUCGCGUUUCCUUUGUUUAAAACACUCGGCUCACCGCUUUCCUAUCAAGAACGCUGCGUCACGCAGAGACUCAUGAUUUGGUGAUUUGCCGGGCGCGUAGCUUUAAAGAAAGGAAAAGUGCGCAAGGUGACGAUUAUUCAUUGGGGACAAGAUAAGUCCCGGAGUGUGCACACGUUUUGUUAAACUGCUGUGAAUAAGGCAUACGCAUGCGCAGAUGAUCACGGGGAGGCUAUCGCCUUCUUGUAUCCAUCAUAGUUAUUUUUCCAUUGCCAAUGUGACUGCUCUUUUUUGACACAGCGACAAGCUUCGGAGGCAAGCCGAAAUCAAACGUGCUCUUUGGGCCCAAUCAUAAUCUCGAUGCCAUGAACCUUGUUACUUCACACGGUGUCAAACCUUCAUUGUGAUCGUUUUUUUCCCUCAUUAUAGUUCCGAAUAAGAAUGCUUUGUUGUUUUAAGUUUCCGUUGUGUUCAAGACCCGAAAAAUUGGUUGCCAGGAGACCCUGGCAGUGGAAGGCAAUUUCUGCCAUGAUUUUCCUCUGUGCGUCACCGCGUACGUAGCAGUUUUCAUCGAAAUUUAUUUGCCGUGGUUCGCCAGGAGCCGUGAAUAAGAGUAAAGGUCUAAUACCGAGAAGAAACACACUGCAGAACACUGACAACAUGAUUAAUGGAGGCGUGUAGCUAUUUGACUAGAGUGGCUGGCUGGCUUCUUUAUUUCGAUGAGAUAGGAUAUGUUGGCCACAAGUACCCUGGCAGAAAGACAUACUAAGCGGACGCAUGCGCCACCAGCAAAAAACGCUUCAUCGAAGACAGGCACCAUUUGCGCCGAGCACCGAUUAUGUCCCCAUACCCGUCGACACACUGCUCAAAGUCGAAUUAUGAGCUGUUUCCAAAAUAUUACCACAGCAUGCUUUUCACGUGACCACAGUAAGUCUUGAUGCAGGCGAUAAAUGUAUUGCUUCUGAAAGAUCUGAACAGCUUCGUCAAACCUCCCGCACAUGGUUUGGAAAUCUGUGUGCUUACUGCACUGACUUACACGUCGUCGCUUUUCUGAUGGUCCGUGCUGAGGAACUUAACAUGUCGCACGACGAUUUGCAUUCUUUAAGUUAAAAGAAACACCGAAAAUGGUAGAGAUCUCCUCAGCAGUUCUGGCGAUCCAGAGCAUCUACACAUGUCUUGUAGGCACUGCCGUCUCAUGACCUGUGGUCUCAACGUCUCCAGAAUAGAAACGAAAUCGCCACGUUCUCGCCGUGCCAGUGCGAAUGAGCAAAUGAGCGGUAUUUAGACGAAAUUCUGCAGACCUUAAGAACCGUGACAUCACCUCUUUGUCAUUGAGAAUAAACAUAAGAAGAAGCUCGUUUUGCAGUCGUGCUGCGAGGCAUCAAGCUCGCUGUGGUCGCGUGACAGUUAGGUUACACUCGAACCUAGCAGUCUCCUGAAAAUUACGCGUGUUGAAUGCACUCACACCUCACUUAUCUCGGACACAUACUUCCAUGAAUUCCUGCAAUACCUUAUACGAGGCCCUGCUCCGUGGUGUUCGGAGCCCGCGGAAGAUGCGUAAUCUCCCGAUUGUAUGACGUCGCGCUGUGUUCCCAGCGGAGCAGGAGACAAAUAACGUUAGCUAGCGAACAGGAAACAACAGCUGCGCUAAACCUCGCGGUCGAGGCUUGAACAGAGACGGCAAGAAACGCAGUCGUGCACACGAGAAACAAACAGUUAUUCCUUGUCCGUGCUGUUCAAAGAGGUCAACAGCUUUCAAACGACCCUUCAACAUAAGUGAACCUUGUCUUUAAACCGCACUCUAACCGGUGUUAUGAAAACAGACGUAGCUCGUAACGGACUGCGUACUGCUAUGCUAGGCCUCGCGGUUCAUGUUUGAGAAAACUGACCAAGACAAAUUCAACCGUGCGGAUGAAGAAACGGCACACAGUGGUCGUUCUGCAGCCUGUGGUGUCCACGGACGCCAGAAGCCAGGGAACCUCCAUUUCGGAGAAGUGGCAUUCUCGUUAAACGACUGGUUCGUAACGGCACGUUUGCUCAGCGGCAGCAUUCAACAUAUGACGAGCGUCCGAGUGAGCUUAAGAAACUGCGACACUUGUUGUGACACGGAAGUGAACAGGGUGGUCUCCUUUGUGCGGGAAAAAAAUGGAGCACGAGGGACGCGAGAUGGCACUUCUUUUCCUUCAUUAUACUUUUUGGAGUGCAUUGUGAAAAGGCAAAGACAUUGACGAACGUUGUUUAUCACCGUUGUAGUCUGCCUGUUCAACCGACCUUUUCUGGUCUCUGUUGUGGAGAAACGAAGACGAUAUUACGUGCUGGUUUUGUCGGAUGCUUGUGAUGAUAACGCGUGUGUGUUUGUCGGUGAGUGCUUGUAUGUGUGACCGGUGAGUGACGACUGUGCCACUAUUGUACUGUAAAGAAAGGAUAUGGACAACGCACAUGGACAGUGCUGGUGCUGCUGAAACGCUUUAUUUGCCUGUUUAUAGCAAGAUUUUUCUUCACCUCUCGAAUGUCUUCACUGUUUCUCAUUGCUGUGCCGUACCCACGUAAAAACAGCUGCUUAUAUUUUCUUCGCUUGCUGCCUGAGGCAAGUUCUUUGUUAUUUUUAUUAUUUCUUCCUAUGCUCACAAUCAUAAGGACACGACUACAGCGAACAACGGCUCAGCCGGUUUCAAUUAGCAAUGAUGCUCCAAUGAAUCGCCAAGCGCAGCUACCAGUGGCAGCGAAACACUCUACGAAAAGAGGGAGUUCUAGCGACUCCGUUUGAGAGAGUAACUGGUUAUAACGCGUUUGACUCACUUUUAGGGAGUUCUCGUACUCACCUGGUGGAGUAUGUUCACUCUGCUUAAGGCACAGACGGAGUGAACGUACUCAUUCGGGUGAGUGAAAAUGCUCCGAAAAUAGGGUUCAACAGCGGGACAGGCAGUUACUCCCGCAAGAGGAGUCACAAACACUCCCUUCUUUUAAGCGUACAUAUUAGCGACGAGACAGAAGAGUACAGCAGCGAAAUAUUCCCUUAAUAUUUAGUUUCAAACCUACAGAAUGCUUGCAUUUUUAAGUUAUGUUGAAAGCUCUUCGUACAUGCAUUCUUCGCGUCACGUGUGUAAAAAUUUCUUCUUUCACUUUCAAUAAAUCGAAAUACGAUGAAAACGGAAAAGUUUAUACGCCUGCCCUUUUGUAUUCAAGGUUUGGAAAGAUUGGCCUGAGCAUUCGUGAGCGUCGCUCAAGCACGCGAGUGUCAAGUAGGUACGACUGGAAUAGAGACAAAACGAAACUGCACCCUCAAGUUGAUCUCAGCAAUCGAAGUAGGCUGUAAUCGCAAAUCUGAUAGACUUUUUUUUCUCAGACAUAGUUCUUCUUUAAUUGCUUCUCAACUUCAACGUCUGCAGAACGUAUUACUGAACGGAGUUAAUAAUUGUUUCUGAAAAACGCUACUGGCUACGGAUCCAUAGGCUACACAAAUUCUAUGAAAAAAAAAACCGUUUUCGUCACUGUCUAAACAUUACUCUUUCCUCAAGCUUCGAAACAAUGAUUCGAUAAACAUGUCACCGGCUUCACCGUAUACUGCGACCGGACAGUGAUCGUGACACUUCUCGGUUUUCAUUAUUUUGUAACGAGACAAAUAGUUCGUUGCCCAAACACAGAGAUCAAAACUUCAGCUGCCAUGUCGUCAGCUUUCUGGAAAAGUCUGGUGGUAACUGGAAUGGCGUGACGCUUUUCAUGCGACUAAAAUAUUUAAGACGAUGUCUGUGACGAUUGUUCCAGCUAGCCAAGGCCUGCAUGCCUGGCUGUCACGUGAUGCAUUGCGAAGCCUCCCGAACAGGCAGCUUACCCGUCAAACUGCCUGCAGUCGCCCCAGUGGUUGCAGCAGACGUAUAGACGACGAGAUCGCCUGUGUUGUACAGACGCUUUAGAAAAGCACCCCUAAACGAUAUUUAUUUUGUUCGACUUCUUUGCAAUCAUGCAGACGAUCACCGCAGAUGACAGACCGUCUGCUGCAGGCAGGGCGCUAGCGAGGAUGUGACGUAAUAAACGUUGAGCACGUGGGCUCCACGCUCCGUCUAUCCCAUGUAAUUCCAAAUGCAGCGUCACAGACGAUAUUACGGCAAUACCGCUUCUUGGCAGUUCAUUGUACUUUGUGUUCAAUCAAACGUCGCUGAUGUGCCUUUCUGUAAUGCAUCGCGCGUUCUUUUCUUCUGCACUGUCACACGAGUCAUUCAAGGAGUGUCUGUUUAUUUUUAUAGCUUCUUUCCGGUACGUUCUUGGAUCAAAAUCAUGCGAUGAGUGACGAAGCUCGCAAGGAAAAAAAAAGAAAUCCAGCAGGUUCUGGCUCGAGUAACGCCGACAUCAAAAAAACUCGACGUUUACUUUCUCAAGCAUGAGUUGUCAUUGGUGUUUUGAUAAGAAUAAUAUGUUUAGACUAAAGUUGUAUUGGUUUAUGCAAUCUAUGUAAAUUGACGCUCAUUGCCUUCUGUCAUACGGUGAUUACAGCUAAUAUACUUAAUCAAAAAAUCUCGCCGUCUGCAAGAUUCAGCACAAACAGACGAGAAUUCUGAAUAAAACUUUCGAUUAACGUUUUAGAGAGCGCCGCUUAAGCGUCUGCGCGUUGCGUUUGAUAAAGAGCACGGUGCCAAUGUCAGUAUAAUCAAAAACAAAAUUAGAUAGUGGUAUCCGCCACGUUUGGCAGCUGUAAAAAGUUUCACCCGUGCAAACAUAGUUGGAUUUCUUUCCUUUCUCUUGCGGAGUUCCCGUCAGUCAUAUAAAUCACCAGUGUGUGUUCCCAAUCUUGUCACUUAAAACUGAUAUCGAAUUUCUGUUGCCAUGUCGUGGGAAUUGUUGUGGAGCGGAAAUUGUUGAAAAAAAAAAGAAAUUGUUUUCCCUCUCAAUCUGUUUCACCGUUCAUACUCCAUGCUUUUUGUCUUUCGACAUUCUUCGUUCACGAAAACCAGAAAGAACUUCUGCAUGUGGUUUACGCCCCAUAUAUGAAUAACCGUUCGUCCAAACCUGUACUGUACACAGUCUGUCAGCGUGGUUUUUUUCGCGUUCACGACGGAUCGACAAUAAAUAAGAAGUUAAAACUA
Messenger RNA from Dermacentor silvarum, 9162 nucleotides. Its product is annotated as transcription factor atf-2. Gene Ontology annotation, cellular component: nucleus. Gene Ontology annotation, biological process: circadian rhythm; regulation of DNA-templated transcription. Lineage: Eukaryota; Metazoa; Arthropoda; Arachnida; Ixodida; Ixodidae. Gene Ontology annotation, molecular function: DNA binding; DNA-binding transcription factor activity. Bases 1125 to 2750 code for a protein of 541 amino acids. The record is from RefSeq and is a predicted model, not a curated record. The transcript has 5 exons.